Messenger RNA from Vitis vinifera (wine grape), 920 nucleotides. RefSeq lists its product as uncharacterized. Gene Ontology annotation, molecular function: protein dimerization activity. The coding region runs from base 70 to 444 and encodes 124 amino acids. Lineage: Eukaryota; Viridiplantae; Streptophyta; Magnoliopsida; Vitales; Vitaceae. The transcript has 2 exons. The record is from RefSeq and is a predicted model, not a curated record.
AAUAUCUAUACUACAGCUGAAUGGUGGGUUGCAUAUGGAGCUUCAGCUCCAAAUUUGCAAAAGUUUGCAAUGAAAGUCCUCAACUUAACAUGCAGUGCAUCAGGUUGUGAACGAAAUUGGAGCAUCUUUGAAAAUAUUCAUAGCAAGAGGAGAAAUAGGUUAGAUCAUCAACGCUUGAAUGAUUUGGUGUACAUUAAGUAUAAUCGAGCCUUGAAGAGAAGAUACAAUGAACGUAACACCAUUGACCCAAUUUCCUUGAAAGAUUUAGAUGAUAGCAAUGAAUGGUUGAUAGGAAGAAUGGAAGAUGAGGAUUCUCAUGGAGGUGCACAAGAUGAUUUUGUAUUUGAUGAUGAUAAUUUGACAUGGGGUGAUGUUGCUAGAGCUACUGAGCUGAGGCAACCAGAUUUGAUACUAGAGCUAGAGCUAGAGCAAGCUCAAGCAUAAUACCACCAACAGGGGGAAUAGCUUCAAGUUCUAGAACUUUGCCUUCUCAUUCACUAAUAGAUGAAGAUGAAGAUGGAGAUAUGGUUGAUUCAGCAGAUGAAGAAGAUGGGGAAGGCUACAAAUGUGGUGAUGGAAAUGAUGAUGAUGAUGAUUUUGUUGAUUUAGAGGAGUGAUGAUUGCUUGUUGUGGACAAAUUUGUUAUUUAAGUGUUUUUUAAUGAUGUUUUUGAAUUGUGGACAAAUUUCAUGUUUUGGACCUUUAGGUUUGAAAACUUUGGAUUUGGAUAUGUAUUAGGCUAUUAGCAAUAUGGAUUUGGAUUUGUUUUUAUGCUUGGAGUUCUUUAUUUUUAUGUUUUUUGUUUAUUAAAUUGAAGUUUUGGAUGAUAUUUGAUGAUUUAUGUGUUUAGGACAAAUAAAUGAUUGUUAAAUUUGAUUAUAUUAUAUAAAAAUAUAUAUGUAAAUUAGGGUGCGCCUCAC